AUGUUCACAUCAAAAGAAAUCCCUCCAAAAGUAUACACUCUGGAAAACGGAUUUGCAUAUGACCACCAUCCAUACGGCAACCAGGUAGCAAGACCUGAUGGGCCGCUGCUUUUGCAGGACGUCCAUCUUGUGGAAUCGAUGGCCCAUUUUGACAGGGAAAGGAUCCCCGAAAGAGUGGUACAUGCGAAGGGCGGUGGUUGCAGAAUUGAGUUUGAAUUGACAGACUCGCUUAAGGACAUUACAUACGCAGCCCCAUACCAAACUCCUGGUUAUAAAUGCCCUGGUGUCGUUCGAUUCUCAACGGUGGGACGUGAGUCUGGCUCCCCCGAUACUGUAAGAGAUCCCAGAGGUGUUUCUUUUAAGCUUUACACAGACUGGGGAAAUCAUGACUAUGUGUUCAACAACACACCAGUCUUCUUCAUAAGGGACGGAAAUCAAUUUGCACAUUUCAUUCAUACUCAAAAAAGAGACCCUCAAACGCAUUUGGGCCAAGACGAUGACAGCUCUGCCUUCUGGGAUUACCUGACGCUGAAUCCUGAAUCCAUCCAUCAAAUAACGUAUAUGUUCGGGCCAAGAGGUACUCCAGCAUCAUGGGCUGAUAUGUCCUCGUAUUCCGGUCACACAUUCAAGUUUGUUAACGACAAAAAUGAGUUGACCUACGUGCAGAUUCACAUUUUGCCAGAAAAUGGAUGGGAAUACCUAAGCACCGAAGAGGCAGGAAAUCUUGCUGGAUCUAACCCAGAUUACAACCAGGCUAAGUUGUUUAAGCAAUUGGAAAACGGCGAACGCCCCAAACUUACGUGUUACGUGCAAACAAUGACACCUAAACAGGCAGAGGAAUUCAGAUACUCUGUCAACGAUUUAACAAAGAUCUGGCCACACAAAGAGUACCCGUUAAGGAAAUUUGGUACAAUCACGCUAGUUGAAAAUGUUGAGAACUAUUUUGAAGAAAUCGAGCAAGUUGCUUUCAGUCCAAGUAAUACCUGCAUCCCAGGUAUUCAGCCUUCUAACGAUUCCGUUUUACAGUUGAGAUUAUUUUCUUAUCCUGAUACACAGCGUUACAGACUAGGAGCUAAUUACCAGCACUUACCAGUGAACAGACCUAGAAAUGCUGGCUGCCCAUUUAUUUCGGCAUUUUCAAACGGUGUUUCCGAGAAGGAAGUUAUACCUGGCGCUACCAAAUGUCCACACCAGAUAUCAAACUUUCAAAGAGAUGGUCCUGGCUGUCAAUACAACAAGGGGAAGGAACCGAACUAUAUUUCAUCCCUUCCAAAGGCUGAAAUGAAAUUUAAGAACUUUGGGGACCCUAACAUGCAAGCAUUCGGCAAGGAAUUCAGUGGGGUUGUUCUUGAUAAAGAUGUAAAGCAAUACCUAAAGCAGCAGGAAAUCGAUAGAAAGGAUCACGAAAAGAUUGUGGAUGCCAAGCUGAAUGAAUACUAUUACAAAAGCGGAAUAAGCGAGCUAGAUUUUGAGCAACCUAGACUUCUCUACGAGAAAGUCUUCGACGAUAAGACCAAGAAAGAUUUCAUUGAUAACAUCGUGGGCCACGCUUCCAAAGUUGCCGUGCCACAUAUCAAAACAAGGGUCUGUCAAUAUUUCGGUCUUUUAAACAAAAAUUUGGGUAAGUCUAUCGCAGAAGGACUUGGCAUAACAUGGGAACCGGUAAGUAUGGACCAAUAUGCGCAAGAGGCUGGCAUCGCUAAACCAUAUUAA
Messenger RNA from Zygotorulaspora mrakii, 1713 nucleotides. RefSeq names its product catalase T (gene CTT1). The transcript has a single exon. Gene Ontology annotation, molecular function: catalase activity; heme binding. The record is from RefSeq and is a predicted model, not a curated record. Gene Ontology annotation, cellular component: cytoplasm; mitochondrion; peroxisome. Lineage: Eukaryota; Fungi; Ascomycota; Saccharomycetes; Saccharomycetales; Saccharomycetaceae. Bases 1 to 1713 code for a protein of 570 amino acids. Gene Ontology annotation, biological process: response to hydrogen peroxide; hydrogen peroxide catabolic process.